GGGUUUAACACUUUCAUCUCAUAUCAGUUAGAGGUCGCAACUAGCAAGUGAGAGAGAAAAAUGGCGAAAUCUUCAGCGACCAAAGACGCUCAAGCACUUCUCCACUCUCUCCGUUCUGCUUACGCUUCAACUCCCACUAAUCUCAAGAUCAUUGAUAUAUAUGUCCUGUUUGCUAUAUUCACCGCUGUAAUUCAGGUUGGGUACAUGGCUAUUGUUGGGUCCUUCCCAUUCAACUCUUUUCUCUCUGGGGUACUCUCUUGUGUAGGCACUGCAGUCCUUGCUGUUUGUCUCCGAAUCCAAGUAAACAAAGAAAACAAGGAAUUCAAGGAUUUGCCACCAGAACGUGCUUAUGCAGAUUUUGUUCUCUGCAAUUUGGUGCUCCAUUUGGUGAUCAUGAAUUUCCUUGGAUAGAUUGACGUUCUUAAUCUCGAGUGAAUGCUGCUUAUCCAAAUAUUCUUGUCUGUAAGGAUGCUGUUAAGGCAAGCACUUUAGCAAUAUGAGAGUUCUGUUUCCCCUUUUCCAUCUUCAUUUAUGAACCUGAUAAUUUGUCAAUUAGACAGUGUUACUUUGGAUAUCUGGUCUUUGCAGUUUUAGAAGUAUGAACUUUACCUCAUGAAAUAUACGUACCUGUCCUCCCUUGGAUUUUUGUUUGCGCU
Messenger RNA from Nicotiana tabacum (common tobacco), 656 nucleotides. NCBI's taxonomy places the organism in Eukaryota, Viridiplantae, Streptophyta, Magnoliopsida, Solanales, Solanaceae. The record is from RefSeq and is a predicted model, not a curated record.